Blepharisma stoltei is the source of this 1537-nucleotide messenger RNA. The record is from the annotation of a GenBank genome assembly. NCBI's taxonomy places the organism in Eukaryota, Ciliophora, Heterotrichea, Heterotrichida, Blepharismidae.
AUGAAAGAAAAUGUUUUAUUUGACCCUUUAGUUUUUGAUGACGAAACCAAAAUUUUGAUAAGGCGAAAUAAUAAAACAGCAUCACUUAAAAAGCUUUAUGUCGUCUCUGCAAUAUGCACACUUUUCAUGAUUUCUGAAGUCAUAGGUGGAGUUUUAGCCAAUUCUUUGGCAAUCUUGACUGAUGCAGCCCAUAUGCUAUCAGACCUUUUGGGAUUUGGGAUAAGCGUAUUUUCUCUUUUAUUAGCAGCAAGACCAGCUUCAAGGACAAUGUCAUUUGGAUAUCACAGAGCAGAAGUCAUAGGUGCCUUGAUGAGCAUCAUUUUAAUAUUGAUAUUAACCUCCUUUUUGCUAUAUGAAGCUAUCUAUAGAAUAAUCGUCCCAGAAAAGGUAGACGGGUUUAUUAUGCUGAUCACUGCAAUUGUUGGGCUCCUUUGCAAUAUAAUAUAAUGCAUCAUAAAUUUUUCAUCAUUUUUUAGAAAAAUAAUAUACUUACUUACUUAGUUACAUAGUCUUUAAGGUGUCUAGUGCCCACACCCCUUAAUGAAAAAGAGUCAAAGCGACAACUAGUGACGUCACCAAGCCAUCUUGGAAUAUGUGGUCAGCCCACACCCAAGCCUUCUAUAAGGCUAGUCGCCAGAUAAAUCGCCGCACAUCUCACCCGGCGCGUUGCCGUCGCUCGUCCAGACUCAGCUCCUGCACGUGUUCCGCCUAAGGUCAUCCUCCCGUGGGGAUGUGCUGAGAGGUAAAACUCCUAAAUCUUGAGUGCACUGAGGAGCCGUGCCUUUGGUUAUCCCCAAAGUUAAACGGCUGUUGCUGUGCAGAAGUUCUCGAGAGAAAACCAAACCCAUAAAUAAAAUUCCAUGAGGGAGAGAAAAUUGGCAGAGCCAAAUUUCUCUCGAACCGAAUGCCAUUUUAUUUAUAGAAAAAUAAUAUACAAAAAAUAAAAUUUCUUAUCGAAAACUCAUAGGACAGAAUAAUGGGAAAAGUCCUUCACAGUUCUCAUUCCCAUCACGAUCAUCAUCAUCAUCAUCAUCAUCACGAGCAUGGAGACCUCAAUAUCCGAGCUGCAGCUCUACAUAUUCUUGGCGAUAUUUUACAAAGCAUAGGAGUUAUAAUAGCAUCAAUAAUUAUUUUUAUCGAGCCUACCUGAAGCCUAGCAGACCCUUUAUGCACUUUAUUAUUUUCUAUUAUUGUAACUUUUACAACAUUCCCGAUAAUUAAAGAAUGCAUAGGAAUAUUGCUGGAGGCAACCCCUAAAGGGGUAAAAAUAAAAGAAAUAAAAGAGGCUCUUAAAAAAGUAUUAUAUAAAUAGGUUGAAGGAGUUAUUAAUUUAGACGAUUUACAUGUAUGAAGCUUAAGCGCAGGCAAUACUUCGCUAUCCUGCCAUUUGAUUUCUAAUUCCCCGGAAAUUUCGUUAGAAGCAGCUACACAGGUUUGUAAAGAAAAGUUUAAAAUUUGUCAUACAACAAUACAGAUAAUUCGACCUGAAGUAAAGAAAGUGGCUUUUGGGUUUAAUAGAUUGCAUAACAAACAUUAA